ACACUUAUCAAGCAGCCUUAUGGCUUAGCUAAUUUUUCAAGUUCUAGGUUCAAGUGGCGCAUCACUAGUCUCGAGCCCCUGUCAUAAGCAUUGUCGUUGCCGACCUCCUUAAUUCCAGACCAACAACAUCUUUGGCUCUUGCCUAUUCGGUGCUCCAACUGGCAUAUAAACAUAGAGACGCAUCAUCCAUCCUAAGAAAAUGUCCUCUAGAACGCAAAAUUCCUUCACAAUAUCCUACUAUCAUGUCUGCAUCCUCCUUUCCCACUGAUCCACAACCUCCUCCACGAAAACGGCAAAGAGCCAGAAAGGCAUGCCUUCCAUGUCGGCAGCGAAAACGUAAAUGCGAUGUCCAAUUUCCCUGCUCGAUGUGCACAACAUAUGGCUAUCAAUGUCAAUAUCCUCAAGAUGACGGUCCCUCAGCACCAUUCGCUGAGAAACCUGGCCAGGCAAGCAGUCCCGUGACGGAUCGACGAGUGCCCGUCAUCUCUCCUGGCAAGCAAUCGGAGAGUGAAGAUGUAGAGUCUCAGAUGUCUCCCAGCGAUCGAGGGAUUUUGGAUCCCGUCAAGAUCAGAUACAUGGGACUUCACUCUUUGAUGGCAUUUCCUAGAGCCCUAGGUCUCGACUUUCAGUCAGCAAAUCCACCUCGACUUCAUUCUUUUGCCUGGAAUUGUGGCAUUCGUCCUGAAGAGGAACCAGAGGCACAUGGUAACCUCCGAGAUCUGAUAUCUCGGGAAGACUUCAAAACUUUCUCUGAAGUCUAUUUCGAAACAUGCCUUCCCGUUUUCGGCAUCAUCGAUAAGAAAGAAUUCCUAAAGGACGUUUUGCAGUGGUGGAAUGCACCAACUAAAUCUUUAGCAUUCGAUGCCGUUAUUGCUGGUGUAGUCGUGCUAGGUUCAUUCUUCUCAGCAGACUUGGGACAUUCACGAGAAGCCGAAAUAGCAAGAUACGCCAAACAUGUACUUGAGGAUUCAUCUUUGACUCCAAACAUCGACCAUGUCUGUGCAUGGAUCUUGCGAACGACAUAUCUCAGGACCAUCACCAAACCGCACCGAGCCUGGCUUGCCAGCUGUACUACUUUGCAUGUAGCAGAAGCAUGUGGUUUACACCAUGAGAUCGAUGCCGUCGUGUUGACUAAUGCUGGUACGCCAGGAACGAUACUCAAGAACCAGCAAGGUUGUGAACAAGCUCGGAAGAUCUUCUGGAUGGCAUGGCACGUGAACGUCAUGAUUUCCUACGAAUACGCACGGUCAUGCAUCGUGCUCAACAGCAUUACUUGCAAAUUACCACAAGCUGUACCUGGCGAUGCCACAGCGCACCUGAUUGCAAUUUCUCAACUGGUGCCGAGGGAUUCCGACUCCUCCAACGGACCCGAUCUUAAGAAGACUUUGCCGAAAUUGCAACAAAUUCCUGACGAGCAGCUAUUCGUCUCAAUGUCAAAAGCAGAUCUGUGCAUGUCUUUGUACCGACAUCAUCGACUUCUCAAGCUUCCCCUCGACAAGGAAGAUGUGCUUCAGAUCAUUGCCAUUGGGAAUAGAGCCAUAGAAGCAGCAUAUGCACUCGCGCAGGAAAAAACAUACUGGUGGAAUGUUCUUUGUACAACAUUUCAAUACGUCUGUUGCCUCCUGGCAAUCGAUACUGCGGAGAGUCUGUCCAAUGUUUCUAGUGCCAUUGCGACAUUGGAAAACAUCACACGACAGCUAGGAACUCACGUGGCCACAGAAGCUCUGAACACAGCCCAAGUUCUUCUCCGAGAUUCUAUGAAGAAGAAGAGGCAUGAGGUGGCAUUGCUCGAAGCUGCCGACGCUGGCGACAAUAUGGCUGAGUUCGAGAACGUCGACGUUGACUGGGAUACAUUGCUUGACCCUUGGUACAUGACCAAUUUUCCAGUCAUGGCUCAAGAUUUACCAAUGCUAGGAGAAUCGAUCGGCGGCACGAUGCCGUCGAAUUUCAACACACUAUGAAAGGGACUUCGGUUGGCUGUGCAUGGACGGCGUUAGAGUUUUCAAGUGAUAUCCCCUUAUUUUAUAGAUAGCGUGAGCAAUGCAAUCGUAU
This is a messenger RNA of Mollisia scopiformis, 2052 nucleotides long. RefSeq lists its product as uncharacterized. Gene Ontology annotation, molecular function: zinc ion binding; DNA binding; DNA-binding transcription factor activity, RNA polymerase II-specific. Gene Ontology annotation, biological process: regulation of DNA-templated transcription; DNA-templated transcription; response to xenobiotic stimulus. The transcript has 2 exons. The record is from RefSeq and is a predicted model, not a curated record. Lineage: Eukaryota; Fungi; Ascomycota; Leotiomycetes; Helotiales; Mollisiaceae. Bases 243 to 1961 code for a protein of 572 amino acids.